CACGCUGGCCUUUUUCUUUUUAUCUUGUAUGUAAUUAGGGAACGCAUGCCCUCGAUGAAAACCUGAUUUUCUCGGAUUGUGUAUGAAAAAUAAUUUCAUGAGAAAACUCUCGAUAGAUAUAUAAUUCAAAAUUUGAUUGUGAAAUCAUAUUAAUAAACAGAAGCUGCAAUGUCAGAGAACGAUCCGGCAAAGAAAGUCGCUGAUAGAUACCUGAAGCGUGAAGUCCUCGGGGAAGGUACUUAUGGAGUUGUCUACAAAGCCAUUGAUACUCAGACUCGACAGACGGUUGCCAUCAAGAAAAUUCGUCUUGGGAAGCAAAAGGAAGGGGUGAAUUUUACAGCCCUUAGAGAGAUUAAACUGCUUAAAGAGCUUAAAGAUCCAAAUAUCAUUGAAUUGACUGAUGCCUUUCCUCACAAGGGGAACUUGCAUCUAGUGUUUGAGUUCAUGGAGACUGAUCUUGAAGCUGUUAUUCGUGACCGGAAUAUAUUUCUUUCUCCUGCUGACACAAAAUCAUACCUUCAGAUGACAUUGAAGGGGCUUGCUUUUUGUCACAAGAAAUGGGUUUUACAUAGGGAUAUGAAGCCAAACAACCUGUUAAUAGGAUCCAAUGGACAGCUCAAGCUUGCUGAUUUUGGUUUAGCACGUAUUUUUGGUAGCCCAGAUCGCAAGUUUACUCAUCAGGUCUUUGCUCGAUGGUAUAGAGCACCAGAGCUGUUGUUUGGCACCAAGCAGUACGGUGCUGGAGUUGAUGUCUGGGCUGCAGCAUGUAUAUUUGCUGAACUUCUCCUGCGACGACCAUUUCUACAGGGGUCAAGCGACAUUGAUCAAUUAGGAAAGAUAUUUGCAGCUUUUGGGACUCCAACAUCUUCUCAAUGGCCUGAUUUAGUAUUUCUUCCUGAUUAUGUGGAAUACCAAUAUGUUCCUGUGCCUCCUUUACGUUCAUUGUUCCCAAUGGCUAGUGAUGAUACUUUAGAUCUGUUAUCGAAGAUGUUUACUUACGACCCCAAAGCUAGAAUUUCGGCACAGCAAGCAUUAGAACACAGGUACUUUUCAUCAGCACCUCUUCCUACAGAUCCAGCUAAGCUCCCAAGACCUGCCCCUAAGAGGGAAUCUGUCAAUUCUAGGGCUUCGGAUUUUAAUCCUCAGGAGGCUCCUACUGUUUUAUCUCCUCCAAGAAAGUCGAGGAGAGUGAUGCCAGAACGUGAGGGGUUUGGUGGGAAUGCAAACCAAGGUGGUAGGAUUGGUGAGGAUGCUGGUGAAGUCAGACAGGUAGCUGGUGGACAUAUAGGCAGGAAUGAUCAUGUGCCUUCGUCAAUUGAUUUUUCCGUCUUUGGUUCAAAACCUCCAAAUAGACCUACAAUUAACAGUGCUGACAGAUCUCAUCUGAAAAGGAAAUUGGAUCUUGAAUUCCAGCAUCCGGAAUAAGUGCAAUACAAGUUGUAUUCAUUCCCUGAUUUGGCAUUUGUACAAGGGUUAUAUAGUUGCUGGGCAUGCAUUUCCAAGGUUUGGGGCUCUAAGAAAUUGUGGAAAAUGGGGUGGGGGCAGGGUGAUCAUUAUUGACGUUUAAAGAGAGAGUUUGUACAAUAGCCCGGUAGCCCUAGAAGGCUAAAUUCUGGAGGCACUUUUUACGGUAUUUGUGCUGGAGAAUAGUUUCAGAUAAUAAUUUAGUUAUAGCAUAAAUUCUGGUGGAAAUCUACCUUAUGUUUUUGUAUGGAAAGACUCAAAAAGCAUCGAUGUCGCAUUGGAAAAAUUUUAGUGGAGACAGUUCACAGCAACAAUAGCAUGCAAUAGUUGCUUAGUUAAAAGCAAUUUGUUGUGGCACUCUAUGCUGUUACUUUUAUAAAGAGAUUACAAAAUAACUUGUAUGGAUAACAGAGCAAAUAAUUUCUGGGUUUCUUAUUUUAUCAUACUA
Messenger RNA from Tripterygium wilfordii, 1912 nucleotides. Its product is annotated as cyclin-dependent kinase D-3-like. NCBI's taxonomy places the organism in Eukaryota, Viridiplantae, Streptophyta, Magnoliopsida, Celastrales, Celastraceae. The record is from RefSeq and is a predicted model, not a curated record. Bases 169 to 1425 code for a protein of 418 amino acids. Gene Ontology annotation, biological process: protein phosphorylation; positive regulation of transcription by RNA polymerase II. The transcript is spliced from 8 exons. Gene Ontology annotation, molecular function: ATP binding; RNA polymerase II CTD heptapeptide repeat kinase activity; cyclin-dependent protein serine/threonine kinase activity. Gene Ontology annotation, cellular component: transcription factor TFIIK complex; cytoplasm; nucleus.